Messenger RNA from Entrophospora sp. SA101, 372 nucleotides. Lineage: Eukaryota; Fungi; Glomeromycota; Glomeromycetes; Entrophosporales; Entrophosporaceae. The record is from the annotation of a GenBank genome assembly.
AUGGCUCCCUACCCUAAUCAUUCUAUCACAAAACCAGAAAUUAAAAUAGGUUUAAGACUUGAUGAUAAUUAUGCUGACACCUUAUUAACAAGAAUCAAAAGUUUAUUACGUACAACUUCAUGUUUUCCAGGAACUCAACCAAUAGAUUUUAAAAAAUGUCAUUUUGAUCUAUUAGAAUCAGAAGAAUAUUAUGUUAGAGAUAAAACUGAUGGAAAACGAUAUAUUAUGUUUUUUACAGCUGUGGACGGUGGUACAGCAUUUAUGAUGGACGAAUUAAAUAAAUUUCGAACAUUGACUGGGUUCAAGCUACCAUUACGUAAUAACCUUAAUCAGUUUCAUAAUGAAACCAUGAUGGACGGAGAGCAUAAUUAA